Molecule: messenger RNA, 1301 nt
Organism: Laccaria bicolor S238N-H82
Lineage: Eukaryota; Fungi; Basidiomycota; Agaricomycetes; Agaricales; Hydnangiaceae
Gene: THIK-1
Product: 3-ketoacyl-CoA thiolase
Exons: 5
Coding region: 8-1237 (409 amino acids)
Biological process (GO): fatty acid beta-oxidation; phenylacetate catabolic process
Cellular component (GO): peroxisome
Molecular function (GO): acetyl-CoA C-acyltransferase activity
Source: RefSeq, a predicted model, not a curated record
CACAACGAUGUCAACCCAACAAGCAUCCACCUCUUCCGCAAAAGCCGCCAUUCUCCAAAAGAACGACAACGACGUCGUCAUAGUCUGUGCAGUCCGUUCCGCCAUCACAAAGGGCAGAAAAGGAGGCUUCAAAGACACCAAACCCGAACUCAUCCUCUCACACGUCCUACGCGCAGCAUACUCCAAGAUAAGCCUCGACCCCAAGCUCAUCGAAGACAUCUCGGUGGGCAACGUUCUCCCCCCAGGGGGAGGCGCCUCCGCCGCACGCAUGGCAGCCCUCCACGCCGGCAUCCCAGUCGAAACGUCCAUCAAUACCGUUAAUCGACAGUGUUCGUCGGGCCUUACGGCCAUCAACCAGAUCGCGAACCAGAUUCGCGCGGGUCAGAUCGAUAUUGGUAUUGGAGCCGGCGUCGAAUCAAUGACACACGGCUUCGGCUCACGCGCAGCCCCCGAAGUAUCCGACGAAGUCCUAACCAACCAAGACGCAGAAGACUGUCUCCUCCCCAUGGGCAUAACCUCCGAAAACGUUGCGAGCGACUACAACAUCCCCCGGUCCGCGCAAGACGCCUUUUCCGCUCUCUCCUUCCAAAAAGCCGCAGCAGCUAAUAAAGCAGGCAAAUUCAAAGCGGAGAUCGUUCCCAUCCUUGCAAAAUGGAUAGACCCAAAGACGGAGGAAGUUAAGGAGGUUUUGGUUAGUGAGGAUGAUGGGAUUAGGGAGGGUGUUACGGCUGAGAGCCUGGCUAAGAUUAAACCGGCUUUCAAGAAGGAUGGUGUUACUCAUGCUGGCAACGCAUCCCAAGUCUCAGACGGCGCAGCAGCCAUCAUCCUCGCCCGUCGCUCCGUCGCUCUCCGCCUCGGUCUCCCAAUCCUAGGCAAAUUCGUAAACGCAGCAACCAUCGGCGUACCCCCCCGCAUCAUGGGCGUCGGUCCCGCCUAUGCCAUUCCCCGCGUUCUUAAAUUGACAGGGCUUAGUAUUGAAGAUGUCGAUUUCUUUGAGAUUAAUGAGGCGUUUGCGAGUCAGGCGUUGUUUUCUAUUGAUACGCUCAAGAUUGGGCAUGAGAAGGUUAAUUUGAAUGGGGGUGCUAUUGCGUUGGGGCAUCCGUUGGGGUGUACCGGUGCGAGACAGGUAGCCACGGGCCUUAGUAUCGCCAAGCAGACGGGUGGAAGGGUCUUCGUGACGAGUAUGUGUAUUGGGUCUGGGAUGGGGAUGGCGGCUGUUUUCGUUAGUGAGCAGUAAGCCCUAGGUGGAAAGGAUGUAUUUUGUUAUUUAACAAUGUGAAUUAUUAAUGCGGUCAAGGUUU